AUGGAAAUUCGAAUCACUGAUCUCAACCCGGCACCACGCAUAGCAGCAACCAGGGCUGACCAGGCACCAACACAUAGCAGCGACAGGGCACCAACACAUAGCAGCGACCAGGCACCAACGCAUAGCAGUGAACAGGCACCACCACAUAGCAGCGACAGGGCACCAACACAUAGCAGCAACCCUGCAACAACACAUAGCAGCGACAGGGCACCAACACAUAGCAGCAACCUUGCAACAACAUAUAGCAGCGACCAGACACCAACGCAUAGCAGCGACCAGGCACCAACACAUAGCAGCGACAAGGCACCAACACAUAGCAGCGACCAGGCACCAACACAUAGCAGCGACAAGGCACCAACACAUAGCAGCGACCAGGCACAACACAUAGCAGCGACCAGCAGCGACAAGGCACCAACACAUAGCAGCGACCUAGCACCAACACAUAGCAGCGACCAGACACCAACGCAUAGCAGCGACCAGGCACCAACACAUUGCAGCGACAGGGCACCAACACAUAGCAGCGACCCUACAACAACACAUAGCAGCGACCAGGCACCAAAACAUAGCAGCGACCAGGCACCAACACAUAGCAGCGACCAGGCAUCAACACAUAGCAGCGACCAGGUACCACCGCAAAGCAGCGACAGGGCACCAACACAUAGCAGCAACCCUGCAACAACACAUAGCAGCGACAGGGCACCAACACAUAGCAGCAACCUUGCAACAACACAUAGCAGUGACAGGGCACCAACACAUAGCAGCCACCCUGCAACAACACAUAGCAGCGACCCUGCAACAACACAUAGCAGCAACCCUGCAACAACACAUAGCAGCGACCCUGCAACAACACAUAGCAGCGACAGGGCACCAACACAUAGCAGCAACCCUGCAACAACACAUAGCAGCGACAGAGCAACAACACAUAGCAGCAACCCUGCAACAACACAUAGCAGCGACCCUGCAACAACACAUAGCAGCAACCCUGCAACAACACAUAGCAGCGACCCUGCAACAACACAUAGCAGCGACCCUGCAACAACACAUAGCAGCGACAAGGCACCAACUCAUAGCAGCGACCUAGCACCAACACAUAGCAGCGACCAGACACCAACGCUUAGCAGCGACCAGGCACCAACACAUAGCAGCGACAGGGCACCAACACAUAGCAGCGACCAGGCACCAACACAUAGCAGCGACCAGGCAUCAACACAUAGCAGCGACCAGGCACCACCGCAUAGCAGCGACCAGGCACCAAAUACAGGUAGUCGUCUGCUGCUUGGACUGCUCUUUCAAAUUGACGAAGUCAGAGAUCUCAGUACCCCAAGAAAAAAGCCGAGAAAUAAUUGUUACAAACAGUACAGCCGUGCACAAAUUAUACAAAUCAGUAAAGGAAUAGUGCUUAACACAAACAACGCACAAGCAGUAAACAUGUACUACAAACAGUCAAAUAGUAUACAAACAGCAAACUGCAAAUAA
This is a messenger RNA of Biomphalaria glabrata, 1476 nucleotides long. Its product is annotated as mucin-5AC-like. Bases 1 to 1476 code for a protein of 491 amino acids. The record is from RefSeq and is a predicted model, not a curated record. The transcript has 2 exons. Lineage: Eukaryota; Metazoa; Mollusca; Gastropoda; Planorbidae.